GCAGAGAUCUGUUUACAAACUGCUGUGAGCUGGAGGAGAAGUGCUGGGCACCAUUAAGGAGAGGGAGAGAGAGAGAGAGAAAAGCAGAGAGUUGGAGUGAUAACGGAAGAGGGUAUUUGUACAGACUUCAAUUACAAAUCUUUUAUUUUUACCCUUUCGUCGUCGCCCCUGCUUUGUCUUUUUUUGCGAAAAGAACGAAGGAAGCAGAUCAGAUGGUGGGGGCUGACAGGGGCGGCGGGAGGACAACGCUAAUGCGGGCGUGACGCUGGCUGAACCGCGGGGAACCGCUCGCGUCCUUUAUUUGUUUGCUCUGUAAUUGGCUGAGGCAUAUUUUCACAGCCGUAAAACUAUCGUAGCAAGAAGAAUCAGAAAAGAAAACGAGGGAUCAGGGGAAAGAGUAAAAAAAAAAACAGCAGACUUUAGUAGAGGGGUAUAAGCUCGGUGACAAUGUUUUGAAGGGAGACAAAGCAAAAACAGCAAUUUACAUGUUUUUUCUGGAUUUGGGGAGUAUUUUUGGGGUUAUGUUCUGACUAUCAUCAAUGUCACUGACGAGGCUGUAACCUACAAGUAUUGGAGGACCAUCUCCCGCAGUAUAAACAAGGCUAGAUCAUCUGGAUGUCAUUGUUUAUGCUUGGGGUGUAAAUGCAAUACGCAUUUAUUUUCCGUCUACUGCAUCAAGUACCCAUCUGCAAUUCUUUUGAGCAUGUGUCUGGAAGGACCUUUUCCAGAUCCAGUUUUUGCUUGAAUAUUGUCAUAAUUCGCAUUUAGUCUGAAGUCAGUACUAUGAGUGGAUUAUAAGCAUGGUUGACUUGACUUUAAAAACUCUCAGUAGACUGUAAAGAACCAGAGAUCCCCUUAAGGAGAGUUCGUACAAGCUCACUCAACAAUAUGAACUGACACCAAAUCCAUUAACCAGAGAUCAAAAAUCUAUAAGUAUUUGAAGGGUUUGCUCUUGAGAGGUGGAAAUCAUAUGGACUUCCAUAGAUCAAUCACAGUACAAUCAACUUGAUUGGUCAGCGCCUAAAAAAAAUCCAAGGACAAUUGUGACCUCCCAUGUGACAUCGUGAAAGAUUGUGGCUGAAAACAUUGACCUCCAUCCACAGUUCCCUCUUUGGUGUCUCUGAAGACCAGAGGCUGGUUUCAUGCACCCUGUUCAGUGGUGCAACGGAUGUCUGUGUGGUAUAGGAUUGCUGAGUUCCGACCCCUACUGCAAGAUGACGUCUGAAGAGAUCUACCACCUCCCCCUCAACGUCUAUGUCAUCAUUCUGGGAAUUGGCCUGUUCAUCUUCAUGCUCAGUCUCAUCUUCUGUUGCUAUCUCUUUCGGUUGAGGCGACAAGGCACCAGAGAGCAGUAUGGCUAUAAUGAGGUUGUUCUGAAAGGGGCCGGGAAGAAACUGAGCCUUCUUGGACAGACCUGUGCAGUGUGCUUAGAAGAGUUUCGGAGCCGAGAUGAGCUCGGAGUGUGUCCCUGCUCACAUGCCUUUCACAAGAAGUGUCUUCUGAAAUGGUUGGAGAUCCGUAGCGUGUGUCCCAUGUGCAAUAAACCCAUCUGCCGCUUGCAGCCAGACCCGCCGCAAGAGGCCGAAGGGCCUCAGAGCCCCCUGGAGGUGUGAGAGGGUGGAGGGAGCCCACCACAGCACCUUUCCAUCAACAGGAGUGUCCAACCUGGGGCACAGAGGGGUCCCACCACGUCCAUCACCACUACUAAUCUAUCCCAGAGAAUCUCCCACCACGAUACAAAAGGGUACCUUUCCUGACUUGACAUCAUAAAUACAACCCCUUGGAUCUGAUGGAUCUUUCAUCGUCAAACUCACCUCACCCCUUGACAGUCUUUUAAGAGUCCUUUGAACAUUUGUAGAAACCAACCGGAAGGUGUGUGUGUAUUUGUGUGUGUGUGUGUGUGUAAAAAGGUUAUAGGAAAUAGAUAUACUGUAUGUGCACUGGAGGACGAAAAAACAUUAUCUACCCAACAUACAGGGUAUAAAAAGAGCCUCAAUCCUAUAACCACACCAUACUGCUUGAAGAUAAGGAUAUCCACAAAGAAGACAAGGAAUCUAAGAAAGAACUGGGAACUGUGUAUUUUGGUCAUAGUCUUCCAUAACACAGUCAAUACCCUUCACCCCACAAUGCCAAGCAAAAUGAAGAAGGCUUUCCUUCAGUUAAGAGUGGAAUAAUUAACUUGGGGCCUGAUUGGAGGAGAAUCCUCCUCACACAUACAUACAUGCCACUCUCACAACUGCCGUCACUCGCCUAUGAGGUAUCCAGCUAUGACUUAGGGUUAGAAAACCCAGUCACUAAUUAAUGCAUCGAUAAAAGAUAUAUCCAUAGUCUUUAAGUUAUUUCUAAGGAGUUGUUUUGUAUUAUAACUGGCUUUGAAUAAAGUGUAGUGUUUAGUGAUA
Hypomesus transpacificus is the source of this 2399-nucleotide messenger RNA. Its product is annotated as RING finger protein 122. Gene Ontology annotation, cellular component: endomembrane system. The transcript has 6 exons. The record is from RefSeq and is a predicted model, not a curated record. Bases 1143 to 1613 code for a protein of 156 amino acids. NCBI's taxonomy places the organism in Eukaryota, Metazoa, Chordata, Actinopteri, Osmeriformes, Osmeridae. Gene Ontology annotation, molecular function: zinc ion binding; ubiquitin protein ligase activity.